AUGCCGGCCUUCCCGUUCAAUGGAUCACUUGAUGCUCAAAGCUGGAAUGAGACCCGUCCACAGGAGGACAUGGACUGGGAAUGCCAUUUCACCGGCAGAUGGAAACGGGCGCUGCCGCUCCUCGUCUUCUGUGUCUUCAUGGCGUUCAUGGUAAUAGUGACUGGUCGGCACAGAAGACAAACUCCAUUCGACGGGUCGUCAAGGAUCAACGUGGGGUCGUUGAUUCUGUACCCAGAGUACACGGUCCGUUCGCUCAACGAAACUUCACCCUUACUGAAAGCUGAGACGUGGAAGCAGGUGAGAGCAGCCUCACGCAUCGCUACACCUGCCAGUCUGUCCGACACACCCGUAUGGUAG
Molecule: messenger RNA, 357 nt
Organism: Cladophialophora bantiana CBS 173.52
Lineage: Eukaryota; Fungi; Ascomycota; Eurotiomycetes; Chaetothyriales; Herpotrichiellaceae
Exons: 2
Coding region: 1-357 (118 amino acids)
Source: RefSeq, a predicted model, not a curated record